Molecule: messenger RNA, 2171 nt
Organism: Impatiens glandulifera
Lineage: Eukaryota; Viridiplantae; Streptophyta; Magnoliopsida; Ericales; Balsaminaceae
Product: cysteine-rich receptor-like protein kinase 25
Exons: 6
Coding region: 24-2114 (696 amino acids)
Biological process (GO): protein phosphorylation
Molecular function (GO): protein kinase activity; ATP binding
Source: RefSeq, a predicted model, not a curated record
GAAAAACAAGAAGAAGAAGGAGGAUGGAGAUGGAGUCUGGGCGAAACGUGUUCACACCUGUGUCUCGUUUUCUCUUGGCAUUAAUGAUGAUGAUGAUGAGUUUGGGCACUGCACAUGCACUGCUAGAACACCCAGUAUGCAUCAACAAUGGAAACUACACAAACGGUAGCGCGUACCAAACAAACUUGAAAAAUCUCCUAUCCUCUCUCCCCUCCGCCGUCGACCCAUUUGGAUUCACCACUUCCACCGCCGGAAGCGAUUCCGACCAAGCCUACGCCCUCGUCCUCUGCCGCGGAGACGUCGAUCACGACACCUGCAGGAAAUGCGUUAACGACACCGUUUAUAAACUUACGGCAGCCUGCCCAGGCUACAAAGAGGCCUCCGGUUUUUACGAAUACUGUAUGCUUCGUUACUCGAACCGCUCUUUAACCGGUUCUGUUUCAACAAGCAAUACUUAUUACAUGUGGAACCCUUUCAACUCCACCAACGCAACCCAGUUCAACCAAGACUUGAGUGCGUUGAUGAUAGAUCUGAGGACCAAGGCGGCAAUGGGUGGCUCGCGUCUCAAGUUCGCCGCAGCGGAUAAGAUGAUACCAGACUUUCAGACCAUUUCCGCUCUGGUCCAGUGCACACCUGAUUUGACGGAGGAACAAUGCAAUAAUUGCUUGCUCGACGCAAUCGCUCAGAUUCCCAGAUGCUGUGACGGGAAGAAAGGGGGUAGAGUUAUUACCUGGAGUUGUAAUUUUCGGUUCGAGACCUAUGUAUUUUAUAAUCAGACCGGGGUUCAGGCUUUAUCUCCUGGAUUCCCACCACCACCCUCACCGGCGGCGGAAUCACCUCCUCCCCCCACAGGAAACAGCAAUGGCAAUAGUAAUCACACUGUCACAAUUGUUGCUAUUUCUAUUUCAAGCGUGGUGGGAUUCAUGUUGAUCUUUUCUCUUUGCUUUAUCAUCGUCUCAACAAGAUCCAAAAAACAUAAGAAGAAGAAGAAGAAGAACCCGAUCAUCCCUGCCAAGCCAAUCGAGAGACUUGACUCAUCCAUGAAUGAUAUAAGCUCAACUGAAAUCGUUCAAUAUGACUUCAACACAAUAAAAGAAGCAACGAAUGAUUUCUCCAAUGACAAUAGGCUCGGACAAGGUGGUUUUGGUGUUGUUUACAAGGGUGAGUUUUCAAAUGGGCAAGAGAUUGCUGUCAAAAGACUAUCUAGGGAGCAUGGACAAGGCGACCAAGAAUUCAAAAACGAGGUCUUGUUGGUUGCCAAACUACAACAUAGGAAUUUGGUUAGAAUUCUCGGGUUUUGUAUAGAUGGAACCGAAAGGCUUCUAGUCUACGAGUUUCUUGCCAACUCCAGCCUCGACCGCUUCUUAUUUGAUAGUGUGAAACGAACACAAUUGGAUUGGCAAAGACGAUUCAAAAUCAUAGGAGGCAUUGCUCGCGGGCUCUUGUAUCUGCACGAAGAUUCAAGGGUACGAAUUAUCCACAGAGACAUGAAAGCUAGCAACAUCCUUUUAGAUGUUGAGAUGAAUCCUAAGAUCUCUGAUUUCGGAAUGGCUAGGUUGUCCGUAAUGGACGAGACUCAAGGAAAUACAAGCAAAGUCGUUGGAACCUAUGGAUAUAUGGCUCCGGAGUAUAUAAUGUAUGGACAAUUCUCUGUUAAGUCCGACGUUUUCAGUUUUGGAAUAUUAGUGCUCGAGAUCAUAAGCGGUCAGAAGAAUAAUAAUUCAUUCAACAAUGGAGAAGACAUUUUGAGCUUUGCAUGGAAAUGUUGGAGGGAAGGGAGGGGUUCAGAAAUGAUAGAUCCAAUCUUAAGAGAUGCAGGAGGAUCGGUUCGCGAGAUGAUCCGAUGUAUUCAUAUCGGUCUUUUGUGCACCCAAGACAAUGCAUCGGACAGACCCACGAUGGCUUCGGUGGUGCUUAUGUUUAAUAGUUUUUCACUUACAUUGCCAGUACCAUCAGAACCUGCAUUUUUUCUAUCUAGAAUAGCCAACACCACCAACAUGUUACCUCUCCAAGAGUCUGAAGAGUCUGGGCUGAUCAGAUCAAUUAGAACUAAUAAUAGUUCUGAACAAUAUUCAAAUGGCAAUGACUCAAUUACAGAGAUGUAUCCAAGAUAGUCUAUCUUAAUUACUUGUUUUAUUGAUAAAAACAAUGUUAAAUUAUGUCUUGUAUUA